Molecule: messenger RNA, 3164 nt
Organism: Dipodomys ordii (Ord's kangaroo rat)
Lineage: Eukaryota; Metazoa; Chordata; Mammalia; Rodentia; Heteromyidae
Gene: Slc16a10
Product: solute carrier family 16 (aromatic amino acid transporter), member 10
Biological process (GO): transmembrane transport
Molecular function (GO): monocarboxylic acid transmembrane transporter activity
Source: RefSeq, a predicted model, not a curated record
UGGAUUGUGAGGCCCGAGUGCCGGGUGCUGAGGUGUCGGCUGGCUCGCGCGCCUCCGCCGUCUGCGCCGUGCGCCGCCCGCCCACCUGGCCUCUCCUCAGGGGCUCCACCGCUUUUGCCUCGGCCUUCGGAGUCAGCCCGCGCCGCCCGCCCUCGCAGCGCCUCCGCGAGCCACCCGGGAGCUCGCGCCCUCGUGCCCUCCCGGCGCCCGAGGGGGCCGCCUCGGGCCAUGGUGCCCUCCCAGGAAGAGCCCGCCGCCGCCGCGGGGAGGACCGGCGACGCGCCGCCGCCCGACCCCGAGCCCUCGGGGGACACUUCGCAGUCUGGCCCGGGACCCUCAGACGGCUCUGAGGCGGCCGCCGAGAAGGUGGAGGUGGAGCUGGGGAGACCGGCGGGCGCGGAACCCCGGGAGCCCCCGGAGGGUGGCUGGGGCUGGCUGGUGAUGCUGGCGGCCAUGUGGUGCAAUGGGUCGGUGUUCGGCAUCCAGAACGCUUGUGGGGUGCUCUUCGUGUCCAUGUUGCGGACCUUCAGCUCCAAGGACGAUGACAAGAUGGUCUUCAAGACAGCAUGGGUAGGUUCUCUUUCCAUGGGGAUGAUUUUCUUUUGCUGCCCUAUAGUCAGCAUCUUCACAGAUAUUUUUGGCUGUCGGAAAACAGCUGUUGUGGGUGCUGCUGUGGGAUUCAUUGGACUCAUGUCCAGUUCUUUUGUCAGUUCCAUCGAGCCUCUGUACCUUACUUAUGGAAUCAUAUUUGCUUGUGGCUGCUCCUUUGCAUACCAGCCUUCAUUGGUCAUUUUGGGACACUAUUUCAAGAAGCGCCUUGGACUGGUGAAUGGCAUUGUCACAGCUGGCAGCAGUGUCUUCACAAUUUUGCUGCCUUUCCUUUUAAAGGCUCUGAUUGACAGCGUCGGCCUCUUUUUCACCCUGAGAGUCCUCUGCAUCUUUAUGUUUGUGCUCUUUCUGGCUGGCUUUACUUAUAGACCUCUUGUUUCCAGUGCCAAAGAUAAAGAGAGUGAAGGUAGCAGAUUCUUCCUUUUUUCCAGGAGAAAGUUCAGUCCUCCAAAAAAAAUUUUCAAUUUUGCCAUCUUCAAGGUGACAGCUUAUGCAGUGUGGGCCGUUGGAAUUCCAAUUGCACUUUUUGGAUACUUUGUGCCGUAUGUUCACUUGAUGAAACAUGUGAAUGAAAGAUUUCAAGAUGAAAAGAAUAAGGAGGUGGUUCUCAUGUGCAUUGGCAUCACUUCAGGAGUUGGACGGCUUCUCUUUGGCCGCAUUGCAGAUUACGUGCCUGGUGUGAAGAAGGUUUAUCUACAGGUCCUCUCCUUUUUCUUCAUUGGUCUGAUGUCCAUGAUGAUUCCCCUGUGCAGUGUCUUCGGGGCCCUCAUUGCUGUCUGUCUCAUCAUGGGGCUUUUCGAUGGAUGCUUCAUUUCUAUCAUGGCCCCCAUUGCCUUUGAAUUAGUUGGUGCUCAGGAUGUCUCCCAAGCUAUUGGAUUUCUGCUGGGAUUCAUGUCUAUACCUAUGACCGUGGGCCCACCCAUUGCAGGGUUACUUCGUGACAAGCUGGGCUCCUAUGAUGUGGCAUUCUACCUUGCUGGAGUUCCUCCUCUUAUCGGAGGGGCUAUACUUUGUCUUAUCCCAUGGAUCCAUAGUAAGAAGCAGAGAGAAAUCAAUAAAACCACUACAGGAGAAAAGAUGGAGAAGAUGUUAGAGAACCAGAACUCUCUCCUAUCAAGCUCACCUGGAAUCUUCAAGAAAGAAUCUGACUCUAUUAUUUAAAAGUAUUAUAUACCUCCACCACACUGGACUUGCUUUUGAAUUUUAAGCAAGUUUUCCUUUUAUAUGAAUUGCAAAUUACAUAUUUUUAAUUACAUCCUUGGAAUAGCACAAUAAUUGUAAAAUGGAACCUGCAUUUUACAAGAACCAUUUCUGCCACCAAAUAUCUGUCUGACAUUUCUAGGAGUCUGAGGGAGGAGACUGUUACAGGAACACAUGUCUGAAAGUCAAAUAUUGUCAACAUUUGAAGCUAUCUCAGUAAAAAGCAACUUUGGAAACUGUGAAAGCUAUUUAGCUUGUAUUUUUUUAAAUACCUCGAGCUAUAUUGAAGGGGUUUCAAUUUGGUUUGGAUUUUUGUUGUUGUUUUUGGUACCUUUAGUUCUAGUGUUUUAACUACUUCUGAAUUUUGGAAACUCUUUGCAAAAUUUAUCUGGAUUCCAGAUAACAGAUCUAUCUAAGCUUCAAAUCUGCUGUUAAGUAAUUUAAGCUUGAAAUGAGGAGGUUCUGACUUGCUCCAGUGUCCAGGGACUUUCUGGGAGCAGAUGCUAACCAUGUACUCAGACUCUAUGUGUGAGAUGGAAAGGACCCUCGUCACAAGGCAGAGCAAUUCAGAAACCAGGCGUGUCUUCAUUUAUGUUUGUUCCCUUUGGAUUUGCAGUGUGCUCACCUCAAGUAGUCAGAAGCAUCCCUCGUUUAUUGAUUUGUGUAAACAAUAAAGUAAAAUAGAAUGAAUGGACUAUAUCCUGGAAAUUUUAACUUAGAAAUGCUCUGAUUUCUAGGUUUAUUAGCAGUGGUAUUUAAAUAGUCUUAUUGAGCAUGUUAUAAGUUGCUGUCAUACACACAAAUCGUGUCGUACACACAAAGGGUGAGGCAAAACCCUUUCUAUUUAUGAAGAAAAUAUCUUUCUGCUAGAAACAAUUGUUAAAGUGAUUUAUGAAGUUAAUGGGCCUUAAAAGGUUAAAAAAUUUAUAAAAAGAAACAAUUUUUAUAUUUCCAAAUUUUUCUAGCAAAAAAAAUUGCAUUCAAAGGUGUACUCAUGAAUCAUUUCAGCAGGUUAUUUUGUUGUGUGAACAUCAUAGCUUAGUUACACUACCAUGCCUACAACAUCACUAUAUGCUGUAACCAUAUGCGACCAGCAGGGUAUAAACAUCCCUUUGUUGACUGAAAUGUCCAUGUGUGGUGCAUGACUGUACUCCUCCUUGUGUUCUUUGUUGACAUUCCUGUUAUAUUUUGUAUACAGAUUGUGGUAAGAAGGUGAUUACUUCUGAGGACCUGAAUUUAAAACCAAAGUGUUUCCAUGAUCUAUUACUCUUUUAUAAAAGGAGGAACUCUUUCCUGUAUCUUUAAAAUUCUUCUUUUUCUUCUUCUUCUUCUUUCUUCUGCUUUCUUCUCUUCUU